This is a messenger RNA of Pseudomyrmex gracilis, 13650 nucleotides long. It is a transcript of the gene MED1, whose product is annotated as mediator of RNA polymerase II transcription subunit 1. Gene Ontology annotation, cellular component: mediator complex. The transcript has 6 exons. Gene Ontology annotation, molecular function: transcription coregulator activity. Lineage: Eukaryota; Metazoa; Arthropoda; Insecta; Hymenoptera; Formicidae. The record is from RefSeq and is a predicted model, not a curated record. Bases 171 to 6122 code for a protein of 1983 amino acids. Gene Ontology annotation, biological process: regulation of transcription by RNA polymerase II.
CAACUGCAGUUGUGAUUCACGUUCGCGAGUUGUAUCGCGGUUCUUCCGUUUUUACUGACGUGUGUUCCGCAAUGGUUAAGAAAACAUAAUGCAGCGUCCGAACCCGCGAUAUUAGCACAUUGCGCGAAAAAAGCGCGAUUUUGUUCGUGGCAAUCAUUGACAGUAACCACAUGGACGCGACCAAUGGGCAGAAGCUCUUUGGGGGGCAAUGCUCUACCAGAGGAGGAGAAUCAGCUCCUGACAAAAGUAAAGAAUGGCAAUUGGAAUUAUCAAUGGAAAAAUUACGUUCCAAAGCUGCUACAUUUAAACCUCUGGUAGAAACUGCCAAAAAUGUACGUAUGGCUAUGUUGGACAAGAGAUUUGCAAUUGAUAGUGUAGAAAAAAAUCAGUUGCAGAAGUGUUUAGAUACUUUGCAACACUCUAUCAAGGUUACUUCAUUUCAGUCUAUGGUAGAGCGUCUAGAAAGUUUAUCAAGACAAUUAGGAUUAAAGUUUAUGAUGUCAGGUAAUCCAGGCACAGAAAUAUUUAUAUCUUCUGACAUGUUUUUUGUCGAAGUUAUGUUAGAACCAUCAGGCCUUGUUAAAGAUGUGAAGAUUCAUCAUGAAGGAAAAAGUGAACAACAAAGCUGUGAGGCGCUUGCUUCUGCGCUUUCACGAGGAGAUUUUGUGGAUUUCACUACGCAACUAGAAGGUCUGUCAUCGAUAUACCAAUUAAAUGCCGACAAGAAAGUGAAAUGUAAAGCAUUUAGCGCUUUGCAAUCUCUUGAAACUGAUCUUGGUGUUUUGGCUCAGUUGCAAACAUUCAUGAAAGAACCGUUUAAUCUAGUUCACAAGAGUCCUGUUGGAAUCUUGGAAAGAAGAAGAGGCGGUCAUCCAAUGAAAUUGACGUAUUUCGUAUCGCCGUACGACUUGAUUGAUGAAGAGACUGAAACGUCCGACAUUCUGAAUCCUGAAAUUAUAAUUAAACGCAAGAUUGGCUACUCGGUGACUGUUUGCAUGGAGGGUUCAACGGGUAACAAAUUACCUACAUCUAGUAUCAUAGCUGUUAAUAGGAGUCCUACAGGGAAAAAUACACCUUCGUACGCUUCGCUGACUAGUACAAACUCCUCUAUGUUGCCUGCCUGUUUUGUGCUGAAACUUGGCAAAAAAAUGCCGAUUUGCAUGGAACUCGUGAAAAAAAUACAGAAAGUCACGGAACUCGAGUGGAGUGACACAUCCGCGUCAAGUCCAAUACUCAGUUUAAUAAUACAACACGCAAGCGAUGGUCAGUUGGAUUGUCGUAAUAACAGAGGUUUAUAUGUGACCUUGCCUGAUCAGCAGCAUUGCUAUUUCAUGACAGAGAACAAGAAUAUGGAAGGUGUGCUGGUAAGCAGCAUUCCUUUCACACAUCCCGCGCAUGUACCGCAGAUCCUGAUAUGUCUUCGGCAGCAGGCGCUAUUCAACUGUUUGAUUGCGAGUUGCGUGCGACCGAUGGCGCGCCAAGAUCCCGAACAUACGACUAUACUGGAAGUGAGUGCUCUUUCGUGGCAACGUAUCAGUGUGAGCGUGGAACACCCGUAUGAAGAAACGAUGGCCACGGCAGAGUUAGAUCUGACAGACAUAUCGGCGCUCAAGUGUCGGCAAUAUGGUGUGAGUAUGACGCAGAUUGCGGAACAGAACUCGGAAUUAGGUGGACGGGUGUUACAGCGUUGUCUCAGCAUACCGCUGACAAUGCGAAGUUUGCUGAUAAUCUGGGAGGGCAACUCAUUGCCCGCGGUGAUGAAUAAUCUGACCAGUAGUGGAAAUUUGACUGGCGGCGGUAACGGGAAUUACAAUCUUAAUCUCGGGCCCGGUGGCAAAGAUCAGACUGGACAGAACGGUACUACAUCCAGCAUGCCGGACUUCACGAACAGUGAGACAAAAGUGAAGCAAGAACCCGGUCUAAACAAUGGUAGGCAAGCGCAGCAGCAGCAGCAGCAACAGCAGCAGCAGCAAUUGCCGUCGUUACAUCAAUUACAACAACAGCAACAAUUGCAUCAGCAAUCUUUUUUAGAUUCCGGAACGGAAAAUAGUAUCGGUUUUCCGUCUUAUUCCGGCCAAUCCGAUACGACAAUGACAACGACAAUGGGUACUGCGACAAACAACGCCACUGCUUCUAUGCUGAACCCACUCCAGUUGGGUGCGUUGCUAGGGCAAGCAAAGAACUCGUUAACAGGUAAUUCGGGUUCGAACGAGCGCAAGAAGACACGAAAGCGAAAAACCGGUUCGGACGGUCUCUGGCGUAGCCCGAAACGAAAAGGCGAUAGCGGUGAUACUGCGGAAAUUCUCUUGGAGAGUUCAAGCUCUGAGAGCUCGACACCACUGGGAACGCCUACGGGCGGUAGAGAGAAUCUCACAUCCGAAACUAGAACAUCCACGCCGACCUCGGCCACUAGUUUAGCGAGUGGUAUAGAUUUCUCGAAUCUGGAUGCUACUGAUAUACUUGGUACCGAUAAGAGUAUCUCGGAUUACGAUCUCGAUAAUUCCGAAAGAGACAGUGAGAUCGCAGAGAUACAGACUAGUGUUGAUCAACAGCAGCAGCAACCGGAUGUUGAGGAGUUGAUGAAGACACGCGAGUCCACCUCGUUGACGCGAAAAUCAAAGAAGAACCGAAGUGGUGGCGAAGAGAAGAAGUCAAGUCCGACGAACAUAUUUGUCGACGAUACACCAACGAGCAGUAACAAUAACAAGGCUCUGCCGGUGCCACCGUCAGUAAGUAUUACUCCGAUUUCAUGCGGUAAUCUGGAUCAAUCGAGCACCACCAACUAUAACUCCGUACUGACGGGCAUGGGUUUGGAAAGGAGGCCCGGUAUAGAGAUCAUUCCUAUCGCUUCGUCGCCGUCGCAAACUAACUUGCCGAGCUCGAUCACCAUCACGCCAAUCACCGGGCCGGCGCCCUCGCCGAAGACUGGUGGCUUGAAUCAGUCGACAGACGAGUCGCAGCGAAGCGAGCGGAAAAGCAGUGGGAAAAGCAGUAGCAGUGGUUGCGGCGGCGGUGGCAGCAGCGGCGGCGGCGGCGGCGGCGGCGGCAAGAACGGAGGCUCAGAGGAUAACAAUAAAAGCGGUGGAAACAAGCUGGAAAAGCGACGCAAGCGUAAACGGGAAGAUAGUCCGAUGGGUCCACCGGAAAAAGUGCCAUCCAGCGGCAAACAGCAGGAUCCACUCUCAAAACAAAUGUCGGUGAGUAUCAAAUCAAGCACCGAGCAAUCGCCACCGAGCGGCGGCGGCGGCGGCAGUCUCAACUGUUCAUCAUCGCGACCUACUUCACCUGCGGCCAUGAGAAAAUUUAGCUUGUCACCGACACAUGCAACUUCGUUCGCUACGCUCGUAGGUAAGUCUAGUCCCACCUUGAAGACCGGUCAGUCGACAGCUUGCGGCAACAAGUCGGUGCAGAGUCCGAAACAUUCGCCUGUCUAUGGCAACAGUCCGAAACACAAUGUGCCGAACGUACCAGUAGUUUCCAUGUCGGUUUCGAUGUCGCUUUCGGUUUCCACAGUGUCCAACACGGUGGGCAAUAUACCGUCUGUGGCGGUAUCACUGCCAGUUCCAGCGCCGGCAAAUGCAAGUCCCAAACACGGCAGUACUUCGUCACCAAAGCACGGCAGUUCGACCAGCAGCGGCAAGCCGAGCAUGUCCGCUCUGAAAUCAGCGACGAACUCGCCAUCCAGCAAGAGCGGCGGUAGUGGCUCUUCCGACGCAACGGCGAUUCCGUCCAAAGUCAAACCUUCGUCUUCCUCUAGUAAAGAUUCCUCUAAUCGCGGCGAUAAAGAAAGAAGAACGUCAUCCGUCAGUUCUUCCAGCAGCUCGACUGGUCACCAGAGCCCUAAGACUAAAGUCUCUUCCAGCGGUAAACUGAAGCAAUUGGAGAUGAUAUCCUCUAGUAGCGUCGAAACUGCGCAGGUUUCUUCUCUACAGUCCUCCAACAAUAGCGGCGGCAACACUCCGCCUUCCGGACAGAUAGAUGCCGCGAGUAAAUCCGCAAUCGCAGCUCAGCAAGCGAGAAAUAGAAAGAGCUCUCUCAAUGCUGUAAUUGACAAGCUCAAAAACGCUCAGCAUUGCACCGAAUCUGACGCUUGCGGCAAUGGCGGUGGCAAUACUAGAAGUAAUACCGGUUCCUCGAGCGUUGGCGGUGUCAGUACUAGCGGAAUGAGCGGUGGACAGAAAGAGAAGAGCACUGGCAGCGGUUCGUCGUCAUCGAGCAGCAACAAAACUGUCGUUGAAGGAGGAAAGUCUUCCUGCAUCACCAAAAACUCUGUAGACACAAAGAAUCCGGCGUCCGAGUACAUGGUAAAGCACAGCUCGGAUGGUAUCAAGAUCACCAUUAACAAAACUCGCACCAAGGAUUCUAAGCAGUCGACAACUAAUCUGAAGCUGUCGUCUUCAUCAUCGGGAACACUAGCGGUUACGACCUCUUCAAACUCUUCAUCGUCGGUGACUUCUUCAUCCAUGAUUGGUGGCAGUAAUGGUUCACCGAAAACGCACACGGGUCUCAAGCCUGGCGUGAAUUCUGGACCGGCGUCAAAGAAGCCACAGACGCUGCAGACUCCGCAGAAAUUAUUAUCCACAAAGAUGAUGUUAGCCGCUGGCGGUAUGAAAUCGGCUAUUUCUUCUUCGGGCUCGCCGAAUCUUGGUAGCGGUACAAACAUUGCAGGUGUGAUUACAACUGGAAACAUUGGGGGGAAUUCACUGAAGAGUUCAGCAAAGUCUUCUGGUUCGCCGAAGACAAGCAGUUCCGGUGCGACCGAUCUGAGUCGUGCUCGUGAUAAGUCUAGGAUUCCUAAGUCUAAUGAUAAGGGAGUGUUUACAUCGAAGAGUUUGAGCGACGCCAGGAAAUCGAGUCCAUCCGCUUUGCGUGAAGAAAGCGACAGUGAGCGAGCUUUCAAAUUGUUAGCUGCGCACGCGUCGAUUCCUAACUUACCGUCGACUUUACCUCCGCAACUGGUGAUGGAAGGUCUGAAGCAAUUAGACACUAGAUUUCAGAUACCAAAGUUGUCGGCUCGAGCGAAUGUCGCAGACGCUGAUAAAAAUAAAUCCUCGGACAAGCUGCCAAUUCUGUCUGAUUCCACCAAACAAACUCUCGACGGUCUAAAGCCAGAAACUGGCAAGGUUGCCGGUGUGUCUAAUGUGUCAGUAUCUAAGUCUCUGUCGGACGACCAAUCAAGACGCGAUCAUUCGCAAACAAAACCAGACAAUCUGUCAAUUACUACUUCCGCCUCGGGUGCAAUAUCUCUGAAUUUGGUCGAAAAUGUCAGUGGUCUGAUGUUGCCCCUACAAUCAACUGCUGACUCGGACGUGCCUACCAAUCUGUGCAUUCAGUCACUUGUGAAUGACGAGUCAUCUCGUGACUCCUGCAAAGAUUUAAGUAUGAGACAGCUGUCGAGCAGCCAGCAAUUUCUUGGCAAAGUCGACGACACGAACGGAGGUAUGUUAUCCAAAAGCAACAUAUCGGAUCAGUUGACGUCAUCGUCCAAAACGUACACGCCGAUUACGAGUUCCGGCAUCUCGUCCACAUCGUCGACUGGCAGUUCUAUUGUCGUCGAGAGCUUGAAUCUAAGCACAAAACCAGCUGACCAGGCCGCUCUGCAGGCCAAGUACAACAAAAUUAUAACUGAUGAAAAGAAGCAGACGUGCACCGUGCCGUCAUCCUCCUCGUCUUCGUCCAUCUUUUCGUCAUUAAGCGGUAUUGCGGCUGUGUCCGAUGGCAAUUCGAGUAUUGUCGUGACAUCAUCAGACGGCGGUGGCGAACAAGAAACGACGGUCGCGGCAGAGAUGCUGUUGGACUUUUCCACGGCGAACAAGGACUCAAUAACGAAGAGUCACAGUCUGCCAGCGACUCUAACGCAGCAUCAUCUAACGACGAUCUCGGAAAGAGCGAUAACGCAGACGGCGCCGGUGGUUCGACGUAACACUCCACCGCCACCGCCUCCUCCACCACCAUUGCCGACACCUUUUCCACCUGUUGCCAGCCCGUCUGUUAGUGUGCACAUUGUCAAGAGUCCAGCUCCGAGUCCCCGAGUAAUUCCUCCCUCCCCUCAUUCCUCUGCGUCGCCCUGUAUUACCGACGACGAACUUAUGGAUGAAGCUCUGGUCGGUUUAGGCAAAUGAAGAUUACUUAAAUUUUAAGAAGAUAAACGUUUUUUUUUUUUUUAACAUUCUAGGACAGAAAAAUUCACCAGGAUGCAAAACACUCGUCACAGAAAUGCGAGAUAUGCAUAUUUUCAGGAAAGCAUGUUUUGUUUUUGCAUAGUAUUUCUUGUGUGUAUUUUCUUUGUUAAUCUUAUUAUUACAUAUUUGAUAUCGAUUGAUUAUAAAACCCAUCGAGGAUGAUAAUCUCUUGAAAUUAUGUCGUAUUAAUUUAUAAUAUCAUGUCAAUUAACUUACUUGUAUUGAUAUGUCGAUAUAUCAUUUUCUGCUAUAAUAUAAUGAGACAACAUUUGCGACAAUUGUUGGAAUUCUCAAGCAAGGAAUACGCUAAGAACGUGAAUUUUCUUCUAUUUUCAAGCGAGAAUGAUAAUAUUCCUUAGAUAUGUAUGCUAUGACAGAGAGGAAAUACGAUUGCGAAACUAGAAUACGAGGAGAAUUUAUCAUCAUGCGGAAUCAUAGAAUCUUACAAUUGCAUAGAAAUACUAAAUGUGUAAAAAUAAUAUCUUUAUUUUAAUGUAGAUUUGCGCAUGUUGAGUAUAAAGUUUUAAUUUCUUUAAAGAAAUCGAAAUAAAAACCGAUUCAGUUCAGUUUAGUUCUAAUUUUUGUAAAUUCUUUUAUACAACUGAAUUACAUAUAGAGUGGGGAAAAAAGAUCAGUAUUUCUGAAUAACUCGAAAAAUAUAAGUUUUAUAGAAAAAUGUUUUGGACAAAAGUUGUAGGGUGUAAAAAUAUUCAUUUACUAACAUUAUCAGUUUGACCUUGGAUGGUGUCGCCAAAGUCGGAACAAGAUCGCUUUGAAUUUUUAAAAUCAGAAUCGUAAUUAGCGAUAUCAAAAACCUUUAGAACCGCUAAAAUUCAAAUUUUGAAAAUUUUCAACAUUGGCUAUACCGUUAAGGGCUGCUAAAAUUCAAAUUUUGAAAAUUUUCAACAUUGGCUAUACCGUUAAGGGCUGCUCUGGCUACUAUAGUGGCCAGCAACCAACUCGGAAAUUUUGCGCAACAUGUAGGUUGUCUUCUAUAUAUGCAUACAUUUUACGUUAAAAAAAUUCAAUAUUUUAAAGGAAAAAUGCUGGCUCUCUACAGGUUAAGUAAGACGAACUUUUUAUGGUAAGAUGUAUAGUUCACAAUGACAAGAUCGGCAUGAUCCAGCCAAUAAAGGCAAGACCGGCAAAAUCAAAGCACUAUUCGCCCGAUGAAGACAAGAGAUUGCAUGCCGAAUUUAUUUUCAUUGUCUGGAUCAUCCUCCGAUCUUGCCUUCGUGAACUAUACAUCUUACCAUACCAAAAAAUUUGAUAACAUCUUACUUAACGGAUAAAAUUAUAGUGCUUUAAAGAAAGGCUAAAAGAAUAUGUAUUAACCCUUAACCUACUUACAUCUAGGGUAGAAUUUACUCCAGGCACUUUUCGUACGAAAAUUUAGCUACGUAAAUCGUUUAAAAUCAUACUUGUGACGCUAUUUAUCAGUUAUCGAGAUGUGUUGGAACACUUAGGCUUACUCACGGAGCGUCAGCUUGCUCUUGACAUUCGAGAGAAGUUGAUAGUUCGAAAUUCUGGAGUAGGAGCUACCCAAUGUAGGGUACAUAUGUUUUGCUUAUAAAAUUUCAUAUUUUGUACAUCAAUUUUUUGUUUAUUUUUCUUUCGAAUAAUGUUACGUGUAGAUAAAAAAAAUUUUCUUAAGAUAAAAAAACAAGAACGAUGCCCUUCAUGCCGGCGUUAUAUGUGCGAUGACCACCGUUCAGCGCUGUGCACUGAUUGUGCUUGUACAGAUUAAAAAAUAAUAAUUCAAUUCUGACUACUAAAAAAUGUAUUGGUCUUCAUGUUUUCAUAUUUUUAUACUUUUGACAAAUAAUUGCAAUAUUUAUAAUGGGUUACGACCGUUAAAUAAAAGAAAUAAUUAACAAUGAUAUGACGAUGAGUAGUAUUAUCACUGGUUCAGUGUGGAAAUCCAAAAAAUGAGAUAAAUAUGACGGCGUUACUGAACUGGAUGGCUGGGUGAUUUGCCAAGUAAAUAAUUCUUUUACAAAUAAAUAAUCUCAAACGUUUUGAUUUUAUUUAAAAUCAUCAGUGGAUAAAAACUUAAAAUGACUCACAUCCGCAUGUUAUAUUGACGAUAUUAUGGUCGAUAAUGACAACUAGGGAGACUAGUUGUUUUGCUGAAAGUUACGUCAAUACUGAAAAGACAUAAUGUUCAUUUAUCAUGUAACCGUACGUUUUUCAUUUUGCAUAAAACUGUUUACUUCAUGGUGCAAAAUAGAUAUACUUUUUGAAAAACUCACUAUAGGGCUAAUUUUUUCUUGAAAGUGUUGCAUCUCAAGAGAAAAAUCCCACAAGAAGUUUUAAAAACGUCAAAAUUGAAAAAGUUAUGAAAGUUUUAGUAAAAAAAACCCAUUUUUGUGAGUGGUUUUUGGAAGAAUUUUUUUCACUAACUUAAAAUUGAAAAAUCAUUAAAAAAAUCUAUGACGUCUCUUUUUAGAUGCUUCAAAUAGUGUAUAUAAAUUUUUUUGAGUUAUAAUAAUGAUUUCAGUGAGUUAGAUGAUCAUUUUAGUGGCUGAGGUAGACCAUACCCCAUGUGUAGGCUGUGAUUCUUAUGAAGUGUGUAGGUUAAAAAUUAAAAAAAAUUUAAAGUGACCUUGUUCUGACUUUGGCGAAGGUUAAAUUAAUAUCAGUAAAAUGGAUCUUUUUACACUCUACAACUUUAAAACAGUUUUCCAUAAAAUUUGUGUUUUUCGAGUUAUUCAAGGAUAUUAACUUUUUCCCUCACCCUGUAUAUUAAAUUUGGGUUAAGUUGAAUUUCGAAUAACAACAUCUAAAUUAUCAUUUUGUAUGCAUUUUGUGAUCUUUGAUAAUGUAAAACUGCGCUCAUUUAAUUUACCAGAUAAAUAUAAUUUCACGACAAUUUGAGUUUAAGUCAAAAACCGUGUUACAAAUAAGUUAGAUGUACAAAAAAAUCGUGUUAUAGGUUUCUUACAUCGUCGAGAUAUUGAAUUACAUUAUUUUCGGCAAACUGACCGCAGUAAAGAUUUGAAACAUAUAUCCGUUUAUUCUACUUUUCGCACUAUCCUCCCAUUCUUAAAAGAAAUAUCUAAGCAUGCCAUGAAAUAUAUUAGUGUUUCCGUUAGUUCCUUGACUCGAUAUGAUAAUCUAACAAGUCACAUGUCUUAAAUCAAUAAGUUUCUCAACACUGCCAAACAGAUCUGAUUGAUAGUUCUUUACUUCUUACAAUACGAAGAGAGUGAGUGAACAAAAGAGAGAAUUUGUUAUGUAUGUUCAUUUCUUCCCUGAAUUCAAUUUAACGUAACUUUGCGCGCGAUGUCACCUUUUAUUCUUUAUUGCUUUUUAUAAUAAAACAAGUUUUUUUCUGAAAAUGUAUUUUUUGUACAAUCAAGCGGUAAAUAUUGUGAUCCAAAAACACAAAGUAAACAUAUUCGAUGACAUUAUUACCGAGAAAAUGCUUCAUGCACAAUGAAGAGUGAGAGUGAACAUGUACACACGCGCGAGAGAGAAAGAAAACAGUUAAAGUAUUAAAAAGGCUGUGCCGUAAAACAACAGAGAAAACUAUGUAGAAAAAUAUCUGUGAGACAGUUUCUUUUUCUCUGCCUUCCAUUAGUGUAUGUAUGUGACAAGCGAAGUAUAAUUGGCACAUGAUCACAAAUCCUAGAACUUCCUUUCUUUCUCUUUAAUACAUUGCCAAUCACUCGGAGUGAGAUGUUUUUGUUUUAUGACGAGUCGCUGAAAAAUCAAGUGAAACUCUUUUCGCGCCUGCAUGCGUUUUUCUUUUAAAUAUAGUAACUCUUGUUUUAUAUUAAUACAUACAAUAUUUAAAAUCGUAUAACAUCGAUGUUCUCUACUUAAGUUUUAAGAGUUUUUCUUCGAAAUAUGUUAAAUAAAACGCAUUUUUUGUCUUCUUAAAAUUAUUGUAAAGACGUAUAAAAAUAUUUUUCUGUUUUGAUUGUUUUUUUUGUUUUUUGUUUUUCUGUUUGUUUUUUUUUUAACUGUGUGUUUAUAAGCUGCGUUCCAAGAUUCACUGCCUAUACUAAACAUCUAUACUUCACGUAUUCUAUAGAUUUUCAUUACUGGCGGUGAAUAUCGGAACGCAGCCAUAUAUUCAGAGAUAGAUAACUCAAGUGCGGGUCAGAAUUUAUAUUAGAUUUAAAUGAUUGUGUAUUAUACUGUAUGUAUAUAUAUUUAUAUGUACACGAGAAAAAAAUUAUAUAUUGUUAACUAUUUAGAAAGUAAGUUAUUCAGAAAGCAAGAUUUUGGAACGUAGUCCGGAAUCAACACAACCUUGCUAGUUUUAAAGAGAAAAAACUUUCUUACAAUAAGUGUGUUAUAUCCGUGCAUUUUGUACUCGAUAUAAGAACGCGCGCGGCAUUGUUUGGCACAGAAAAAUUUCAUACAUAUUUAUUUUAUUCUGAAACAAAGCUGCGUAAAACCACUGAGUAUUUAUGAUUUUAUCAUGCUAUAAGAACAUCAUUGCAUUUACAUUCAUCAGUUUGAGUGAUAGCACAAAAGUCUGUAGGUUGAUUUAGUUUUGAACCUAUGCAAACAGAUUGAUUGUCUUAUAUUGGGGGAGAGAGGAAUCUCACAGGAAUAGAUCAACUGACUAUCAGUUCAGGAUUAUAAAAAUUAUAAAUAGUUUUAAUUAAUUUUUCAUGUACAAUCUAGUACUUUGGUUCUCGAUCAUAUAUUUACUUGUACAUUCGAGAACAACAAGGUUGGGAUACUUGGUUUUUUUAUUAAGAAUAGAUGAAUGUGUGCAUAGAGUAAGAUGAAGAAAGAGAAAGGUGGAGCCGAAUAUAUUGCGUGAUUUCGCCUUUCUCUCUAUAAUUUUUCUAUUUUGUGCAAAUAAUAAAGUACUAUAAAAGUAUGUGUAUACUAUGAUACACAUUACCAUGUAAAUAUAUAUAUAUAUAUAUAUACAGUAAGAAGCAUAUAUGUAUAUAUAUAUAUACACAAUAUAUAUAUAUAUAUACAAUGCAAUGAUAUAUAUAUAUACAGUAAGAAGCAUAACUGAACCAAUGGUAAGAAAUUUUUAGUAAAUCAUUAUUUAUUGCUGCAAAUAAUACGUGAUACAAAAAAUAAAUUUUGUAUAUAUAUACAUAUUAGUUUUAGCUUAUGUAAGAUACUUUUACGGAUUGGAAAGAGCGUUUUGUUUAAAUAUAAUAAAGAAACAUAGCUGACUCAGUUUCACACCACCUUAUAAAUGAAAUGUUUACAUCAAAUGUUCUAGCAACAUGUUUACAUCUAGCUGUUCCAUGUGUUUACAUUAUAUAACCUUACGUCUUAGCAUUCAAUUCCUCGCAGUCAGCCAAAUGAAAAGACACGAAUAAAAUAAUAAUAAGUAUGAAGCCAAUUUCUUUAAAUUGUAUUAUUUAAAAAACCACUUCUCUACCUAAUGACGGUUUGUCAACGCGUCAAGUUGCAGAAAAAUGUAGUGUUAGUCAAUCAGCAGUCCAAAGAAUAAGAAAAAAUAUUGUAAAAAUAAAUUAUUGAACAUUCGAGGAAGACCCAAAAUAUUAUCACCGCAAGAUGAACGAAGAAUUGUACGUUAUAUCACAUCUGGUGAAGCUUCAAGUGCCAGUAUGACUGCAGAAUUAUUCAGGGAAGACACAAAUAUACGCAUAAGUGGACGGCUCGAAGAGCUCUUAAAAGAGCUGAUCUUAAAAGUAUUAAGAAAAUAAAAAAGCCAAUGUUAUCAAAGAAGAAUAUUGAACAUCAUUUGGAAUUUGCCAAAAACUAUCAAAACUGGACAAUUGCUGAAUGGAAACGAGUCAUCAGAAACAGGUCAGAUGAAACCAAACUUAAUAGAAUUUGUUCUGAUGGUAUUUCUGAUGUUAGAUUUGUAAAAAUGAAACUCUUAAACCGCGACACGUAAAGCAAACAAUAAAACAUGGAGGCGGAUCCAUAAUGUUUUGGAGAUCUAACAGCAUUCGGUGUUGAUUCAUUGCAUCGAAUUAAUGGCAUCAUAAACAUAUACAAGAAUAUUUUACAAGAACAUCUUUUAGAUGCUGUUGAAAAUAUGCCUUUUGAAGAAAAAAUGUAAUUUUCAUUGCAUGACCGUGAUCCCAAGCACACAGCUAAAAGCGUACAAAAUUGAUUUGAUACUAAAAAAUUUUCUGGUUUGGAGUGGCCUGCACAGAGCCCUGACCUUAACCCCAUAGAAAAUCUAUGGGUUUAUUAAAAAGGCGAAUGCGGGAUUCAUAUGAUUCUCAACCAACAUCGAUCACAGAAAUGUAUACUAGGAUUAAAGAACAGUAGGAACAACUAUCUCCAGAUUAUUGCAGAAAUUUAAUAGAGAAUAUGCCGAAUCGAAUUAAUGCAGUUUUGCAAGCGAAAGGAUUGUGGACAAAGUAUUAAGAAUAAAUAACAAUAAAUACUGCCGAAUUUUGAACGUGGUGCAAAACCGAGUCAAUCAAUUUUUGUUGCUAUUAAUAAAUAAAAAGACAGUAAGUCUGAUAUUUGAUGCUUUCGCGGUGUGUAGUAUUAACAUACAAAGCGCUAUAAAAAAGGACACCCGACCAAGAGCAUUUCAGUAUCAGGCUGCUCAGACCCUGAUGAAGUGAGCUGUAAUGUUCACGAAACGUUGGUAUAAAAAUGACACUAACGCGGUUCAAACCCGAAAAAACAUCUUUGAUUUUAUGUUAAAGACAGUAAGUAUUGUUAAAACAACUUCUUAUGUUAUUUCUAACUGUGACAAAAAUAUAUGUAAUGUUUAUUUUUUUAUAUUCGUUAGUGUUCUUAACACUAAAUAAUUAUUUAUACAAAACUUGUGGUUAUUGGUUCAGUUAUGCUCUUUACUGUAUGUACACAUAUACAUAUGUAUGUAAUAAAUACAAAAAAGAAAAGGAGAAGAAGGAAUGUAAAUUAUAAAUAAGAUUGUAUGCGUGUACACACUGAUUGUGUCUACGCAACGUAAAUAAAUUUAUAUAACACGAAAAAGAUUUACAUACACGUCUUUAUUACCUUCUGUGGAAAUGAGUUGAGUAAGCGUAUGUAAAACUUUGAUAAUAAAGACGAUGACUUUUUAUGAUAUAAAACAUUUAUGUAUUCAUUAAUUAAUAUAUAGCUUAACAGAUUAUUUUUUUAUAUUAAGUGAUAUAAUCUAAUGUUUAUUUUUAUAAUAUCACUUUCGCAUUGUAUGUACACAAAGAUGGCAGAAAGAUAGUACGAUAUACACGCGUUUUUUUACACAUGUUAUUUACUUAUACAAUUUAUAUACUUUAACUUACAAAAAAACGAGAUUCAUUUUUGUACACAAUAUUAGGUAUUAAAUUUACAAUUUUUUCUAAUGACACAGUACUUCGUUGAACUUUGCUGCUAAUAUUUAUCAAUUAACUUAUUAAUCAGCUUUAUAGUUAGAAUUAUACAUUAGUGAUUAUUAGUUAUAAUUAUAUAAUUAAUGAACUAUACUUGUAUUAGUUGAUUGUAUAUAAUGUAUGUAUAUAUAUAUACAGGGUGUCCCAGAAUUGGUAUAACAUCUCUCGUAGACAGG